Durusdinium trenchii is the source of this 1020-nucleotide messenger RNA. NCBI's taxonomy places the organism in Eukaryota, Dinophyceae, Suessiales, Symbiodiniaceae. The record is from the annotation of a GenBank genome assembly.
GAAGCUUUGGGAGAGUGCCACGACUGUCUCAAAGAAUGUGCUCUCAGAGAAAAAGGCAGCGGAAAUUUCAUCAUCAGUGCUGGACAAUGCAAGGAAGCUCAAUGCGUUCCUGGGUUCUUCUGAAUGCACGCCAUCAGACGAAUUCCUUGCGAUGGUCGACGGGUGCAAAGACCUUCUUGACAUUACAGCCACGUUGGCUUCGAAGGAGGGUGGCGUCCCUGAGCUUGGCCAGGCCCUCAACGACUUGAAAGAGACAAUGAAACAGUUUGGGGUUGAUUCCAUGACCAAGCUCGGAGACUGGUUUGCAAAGCAAUGGCUUUUGGUACCAGAAACAACUGGCUUUGAUGCUGUGGAGAAGGAUAACUUCAGGGCCCUCACCUCAUCUUUGAAGAUCCGAGGCCGCGUUUGCACUUCUGUCUUGAAGGAGGAGCCAGAGACGAACUUGCGCAUGCUUUGGACCAUUGAGAAAGUCGAAGCUUUUUUGAACAAUGAUGAUGAAUCUGAACCCUCCUUGCGGGCUGCCUGGAUUUUGGGCAAAGGCAUCCAUGAUGACUUGCGGGUGGCCAAGAUGUCAGUGUUCCAGAAUGGGCAAUGGGCGAGUCCAUGUGUCCGUGCUAGUCAGAGAUUACAGCAACUGGUGACUCAGAAAGGACCGGGCAUUGUGACCAAGAUUCUCCAAGAACAGACGGAAGAGAGCGUGAAGACUGCACAGUGCCUACUGGCAGGCUUGGAGGGCUUGAGCGGCCGCCUUCCUCACAUCAAGUCGAUUUUGGAGGACUUGGGAAACCUUGAUGCCUAUGCCAGCAUGGAGGCCCCAAAAGACUUGGUGCAGGUUUGCAAGGAUGUCUCCGCAAUCGUCAAGGCUGUUGGCUAUGACAUGGAGAUCCUCGAAGCACUCAAGCCGGAUGCGAAGUCAAAGAUUGUGCUGUACUUGGAUCAGGUGAAAAAAGCACUGGACACGAUCAUCGGGGACAUCGAGAAGGAUGCAGCAACAUGGGAAAAGCUGGUCUUGCGUUACAA